Molecule: messenger RNA, 1457 nt
Organism: Balaenoptera ricei (Rice's whale)
Lineage: Eukaryota; Metazoa; Chordata; Mammalia; Artiodactyla; Balaenopteridae
Gene: ZNF576
Product: zinc finger protein 576
Exons: 3
Coding region: 639-1151 (170 amino acids)
Biological process (GO): regulation of transcription by RNA polymerase II
Cellular component (GO): nucleus
Molecular function (GO): sequence-specific DNA binding; DNA-binding transcription factor activity, RNA polymerase II-specific
Source: RefSeq, a predicted model, not a curated record
GCACCCCAGUGCAGAGAAGGACCCCUCCCAUUAUUUUGAGGACCGGGUUGGCGCGACUGAAUCACUGCAGUCGUUUGGCAACCCGAGAUCUGGGCUUCGAAAGGCUUAUCAGGCGAAAGGCCGUGGAAACCACCGGGACUUUGAGACUCGGUGGGCCCUACCCCGCUUCCCUUCGGGUGACGGCGCUGUGACGAGCAACUGACAGGCGCAACGAAAGGCAGCCCUCUGCUGUCUGGAGAAAAGCAGAGGCCUGAGCUACCGGCCUCGGGAGGGAGCUGAGGGCAGUGCUUGGGGCAGCGGGUCACAGCGGCUGAAAGCGCGCGUGGGAAGCGGGGGCUCUAGGUGCAAUAAGAGUUUCGGGAUGUCAGAGAAAGAUGUCUCCCGGAAGGAGGCAGGCUAAAGCGUGGGUACCACUACCUGCCUCAAGACAGGUGGGAGAGAAGGGGAUGAGGCUGGUGUCAAAGAUCAAGGGUCCCGCGCUCCGAGUUCAGGGAGUUAGUUUGAUGUAGGAGGCAUAGGUCAGAGGUCUCACGCAAGUGAGAAGGCUCUAAGGGGAGUCACAAACCCGGGGAGUUGACUCUUCUGGGAGGAUUGAAUCUUCUCUAGCGAGCUGCUCUAUCAGAGGGGUCUCAGUCACCAUGGAGGACCGGCACCCCAAAGAGGCCAUGGAGCAGCAGGAUUCGUCCAAGGAGAGACGUCCCCAAAGUCCGGGAGGUGACAUCUGCCACUUGGGGGCCCUGCAGUGCACCCGCUGCCUCAUCACCUUCGCAGACUCCAAGUUCCAGGAGCGUCACAUGAAGCGGGAGCACCCAGCGGACUUCGUGGCCCAGAAGCUGCAGGGGGUCCUCUUCAUCUGCUUCACGUGCGCCCGCUCCUUCCCCUCCUCCAAGGCCCUGAUCACCCACCAGCGCAGCCACGGUCCAGCGGCCAGGCCCUCCCAGCCGGCUGUGCCCACCACCACCCCACCCACCUUCCCCUGUCCUGACUGUGGCAAGACCUUUGGGCAGGCCGCUUCUCUGAGGCGGCAUCGCCAGGCGCACGAGGCCCACCCCCUUCCUGGCCCCUUCGCCUGCACUGAGUGCGGGCAGGACUUUGCCCAGGAAGCAGGGCUGCAUCAGCACUACAUCCGGCAUGCCCGGGGGGAGCUCUGAGUGUUGGUCCAGCCCUCCCUAGGGCAAUGGAAGCUCUGUGGCUGGUGGGACCCCCGUCUGACAUGGGAUGGGAGCCUUGGAGGGAUUUACUUUCCUCCCUAGAAAGGCAAAGGACUCCUGAUCAAUAGGACCCAGAAGAUGCUCAUUUAGAGCUUCCGUCUUUGGAAGACACAAAAGCCUUCAGGGAAACAGUAAAAUCAAACAAUAGUGAGAUCUUUUGUUUAAAAAAAAAUGAAAUUAACAAGAAAGAGGGAAAUUUGUUAUUUGUAUCUUCCUCGUUCCCAAUUAAAUAGUUUGAAAUCACAA